AUCAUUGAAGCUUGUUUACAGCCAUUUCGACCCUUUCGAAAAUACAACGGAGUACAGCCACGAUAUUGUUUCUCCUUUUUUCAAUUCUCUUUUGGGUAAACAAAAUUUGGUCAAUAGAACUUCCUUUUUGCGGCCUAUCUAAUUCUAUUGAAUAACUUGCGCUGGUAAAAUACUACUUAACGCGGCUCUAGCGCUCUUAUCACACAAGCACGAGGUCCGCAGCCAAUAAAACCUCCGGCGCAAACAACAAGUAAUCUCACUGGGUGGCUGAGCUCUUACAGGGCAUUUCGAGCAUGCGACUUCGUGAUAAUUUUCACAACUAAGAUUUCCAACAUAUGUGGGCAAGCUGGCGAUGACAGUCUGUAGGGAUACUAUCACAUCGUCAUUCUAGCUCUACAAUUUUGCCAGGCAGCAUUGCUUAUAGAAGUUCGUAAUAGUAAGGCUGGAUGGGAUGGGCGUUUUGUGCUCACUACUUAAAGACGGCGAGGAAGCGCCGGUCAGCAAAAUCAAAGAGGCCGAGAGAGCGAAGCCGAGGUCAGGUAUCUUAAAGAUGCCUCAAUCUGGAAAACCAGGGACAAGAGCAAAGGAGAGUUGGCGUCUUGCGAUUGAAAAAAGAGAAUUCGACACACCAGAGGAUUAUGAUAAAGCUCUCCAGUCUCUUCAGCUAGCGGAACGGAGAACUGCAUUUGAUGCCGAAGCUGAAGCCAAGUCUUCAGAAACGGAGAAAAGGGCAGCAAGAAUCGUCCAGAGAAUCAGAGAUUAUGAUUGGGACGAGACUUAUGGGAGACCAGUCGACGCGAAAGGUCUCGCUACUGGUAAGAGGACUCAAGGAGAACACUUCUUGGGAAACCUGGAUCUCAUCAAUGGUACGGAGUUGAUGAAAAUCGCGAAACGAAUGCCCAAAGGCGCCCACCUUCACAUUCAUUUCAAUUCAUGCUUGCCAGCACAGUUUUUGAUAGAACAGGCCAGGACUAUUGAUGCAAUGUACAUCCGGAGCACUCUUCCUCUAACGUCGCCGGGGAAUUACGCGGCGUCACGCAUCUCUUUCAUGGUGAUGACACUUCAUGAAGCGACCCACGUGAAGAGUGAAGAAAAAGAAAUUAAUGUCCCUUUGGGGAAUGUUAUGGAUGGUGACUACGUCUCCAAUAGAUGGAUGCUGUACAAGGAGUUCCAAAAGGGAUUCAAUUUUGUGGAUGAAAAUGGUCGCGAGUUGAUCGGUACAGCUGGUGCCGAAGAAUGGCUCCAGAGAAAAAUGCAGAUUUCGGAAGAGGAAGCCCAUGAUUGUUCUCAAACAGGUCGCGGGUAUGUAUGCACAUUCAAUCGGGCAAUUAAAGCUAACAAUACUAGUAUUUGGGAAAAAUUCAAUUAUAGGACUCAGAUGAUGAAAGGGCUGUUUGCUUACGAGUCAGCAUUCAGAAACUACACCCGAGAGUGCAUUCAUGAUUUUGUCAGUGACAAUAUUCAAUAUGCUGAGAUACGACCCAAUUUUAUGGCCACAAAUUCGCUAAAGUCUGACGAUGGCACGAAGACUAUUGGUAACGAAGGGAUUUUGAAUAUCAUCGAUGAAGAACUGCAUAGGACUAUGCAGGAAAUUCGAAAUGAUGAGAAUAAGCUGUAUUUCGGAGGCAUGAAAGUCAUUUACUGCACACCUCGCUCAUUCGACAGGGGCCAGAUUGAAGUAGCGCUUGAUGAAUGCAUUGAUUUAAAAAAGAAGUAUCAAAAACUACUGUGUGGUUAGUUUAGUUCAAAUUUUGAGUCCAUCCACAUCCACUAAUGGGAGUAUAGGUUUCGAUCUUGUGGGCCAUGAAGAAAUGGGUAAUGAGCUUCGGCAUUUCGUGCCCGAAUUUCUUGCAUUCCGUCGAAAAUGCCGGGACCAAAAACUAGACAUCCCAUUUCUAUUUCAUUGCGGGGAGACAUUAUCGGUUGGCGGCAAAGUCGACGGUAAUCUUUUCGAUGCGAUUUUACUUAAUGCAAAAAGAAUCGGACACGGUUAUGCAGUUGCGAGACACCCUAUUCUCAUGCAGAUAUUCAAAGAGAAGAAUAUCGCUAUCGAGUCCUGCCCUAUUUCUAAUGAGGUCCUUGGUCUCACUCCCAACAUUGCAGGACAUAACCUUCCAAUAUUGCUGGCAAACGAUGUGCCUUGCACGAUUAAUAGUGAUAAUGCUACAUUUUAUAGGCAUGUUCCUCAACAUUCAUCAUUUAGAAUUCCACUAAUCAAUAGCAGAUCAUCCUUAUCCCACGACUUCUAUCAAGUAAUGAUUGGCUCUGAAUCAAUGUCCCUUUACGGCUGGAAACAACUUGCAAAAUGGAGUUUAGAGCAUAGCUGCAUGGAUGCUGAAGAGAGAAAGGACGUCACGAAGGAGUGGACUACGAGAUGGAAGGAUUACUGUCAAUGGAUUGUUGAUGAAUAUAGUUGGGUGAAUCGUUGGACACCGGCGCCUGGUCGACAUUGAUUGGCGACGUAGAUGAUCAGAGAGGUUAUCGCAACCAAAGGCGCACUAUGCCUCGUUGAGGCUCUUUCGUUUCAUGUCCACGACCGUCUUCUAACGACAGGAGUGAGAGUAGGAUGGGAGAGACGGGAAAAGAAAAUGGGGCGGAACGAGAUGAUACCGGGCGUUGAGGUGCAUGAGAUUUAGACACAAGAGUUUACAAUGAGAGACUACUGAUGACUACGGUUUAGGGUGUAUUAUUUUUAUGAUUUGAUGCCUUUACUCUAUUUUAUAUUUUUAUAUUAUU
Sclerotinia trifoliorum is the source of this 2736-nucleotide messenger RNA. The record is from the annotation of a GenBank genome assembly. NCBI's taxonomy places the organism in Eukaryota, Fungi, Ascomycota, Leotiomycetes, Helotiales, Sclerotiniaceae.